AACCGCUCUUGUCAAAAUAUGACGACGACUUGGAUGGGGGAUGGCAAAAGUUAGACGUGGACUGAACUUUGGUAGGACAACAAACAGCACAUCGGCGGCGCCACCUCUGUCGACUGGUGUGAGCAGCGACAACCGGCAGGAUGGACGAGUCCGGAGCGGAGAAGCAAGUCCUGACCUCUGCAGCGAGACGGAGUACAGUAUCGUCUCCCCCGUCCGCUACAGUAUGCCAUCAUCCACCCACACAGGUGCUGCUAACUGUAAACCCAACUUGUUAACCAAUGGUAAAGAAUCCAUCCUAACGCUCCAGGAGAUAGAGUGUGCGAGUGUUUCACAAGCAGGGCUGGUACAACUGCUUCUCGGCGACAUCCGAUUAGACAGUUCUGUCAGCCCGUCCACCGCCAUCGCAGGGAAUGUGCAUUGUACAGCAUCGUGCUGUGCCGCUUGGCCGAUCGGUUUCACUUUCUUGGCGGCAGAAAUAAGGUCCUCCGGAUAAUACGGAUAACGUAGGCCUAUCGUUCCGG
This is a messenger RNA of Aphanomyces astaci, 521 nucleotides long. RefSeq lists its product as hypothetical. Lineage: Eukaryota; Oomycota; Saprolegniomycetes; Saprolegniales; Verrucalvaceae. The coding region runs from base 41 to 493 and encodes 150 amino acids. The transcript has a single exon. The record is from RefSeq and is a predicted model, not a curated record.